Diatraea saccharalis (sugarcane borer) is the source of this 2925-nucleotide messenger RNA. Lineage: Eukaryota; Metazoa; Arthropoda; Insecta; Lepidoptera; Crambidae. The record is from the annotation of a GenBank genome assembly.
UUAUUUCUCUGAUAUAUAUUUGCCGUAAAAAUAAUACGUUAAAGCUUCUAUUUUGUUAUAACAACAAAAGUCCUUAAAAUAUGGCAAUCUCUGUUUUCUAAAGAAUUCUAUAAAUAUAUACAUUAUUAAUUUUUAACAAUUAUUAAGGUCUGUCAUCUUACGGUAACAUCGUGGUUCCGGUAACAAAAUACAACACUAGUAUGGCAAUAUUCACAAUGCAAUUUUUAUUUCCAAUAUUUGAUUCAAUUCAAAUUUAUUUAAAUUGAAGUAAGAGUUAUUGAUGAUAUAUUUAUUAUUGAAAAAAUUUAUUUAGCCUUUUUUUAUGUGUAAGGAAACUUUAAAAACUUACAUCUACACUUGGCGAUCUACGUCAAGUUAAGAAUGGCAGUGAACGUGUUAACAUAAAUUAAUAUUGACUUAAGUAGACGAUUUAUUCAUCAAACAAUUUAAAAUAAAAAUAAAAACAUAAUUUGAGUCUUGCAUACCUGCAAAUUGCCAAACAAGCUUUAUUAUUAAGCAUGAAUUAAUGUUUUUUCUCAUGUUGUUUCAGAUACGUCAUUCGCUAGUUCCUGUGCUACUUCUUGCGACAGUCGCAUUUUCAUCAAGCAACGUACUUCCAGUAUUAUCCAUAAAUCAACUAGAAAGUGAACCAGUUGGUUUAAAAGGCCAGUUAAAUGACAAUAUACUUAGUAAUAGAAAUGAACCUAGAAACAUAUUAAAUGAUAUAUUUUAUACAAUAUCAAUCGCAACACCCCUUGAUAAGAAACAACAAAAUGAACUGCAGUACAUGGAUAUUAACAAUAAUACACCUGAUGAUGAAUCGUACAUUUUUAAUAGAGAAGGUGCGUAUAAUGGAGAAGGAUUUCGAAAAGAACAAUGGCACAAUUAUCCAAGACAAUUAGAUCGACUCCACGAAUAUUUGUACGAACAUCACAAUACCGAUAAACGAAACCCAGAUCCCGGCGGUCCUUAUGAUUACAAUGAUGAUACAGCACAGAUAAAUCUUGACAAUGAAUUAAAAACAAAUGAAUUUCAUUUAUCCACAAAAGAUGAAAACGGCUAUGAGACAGCAGCCAUAAGCCCCUUCUUAAUUUUUAAAAUCCAUUUAGCAUGUUUGAAUAACAAAUUGAAGAACACGAACGCAAAUAGCGCCCCACACUUUUCGUUAUCAGAGCCGGAAUACAUUCCCAAUGACAAGAAAGAGAUGUACGAAAACGAUAAAAACCCCGAAGUAAGUGUGACAAAGGUGAAACGAGAGGAAGAGUCUGGACUUCAAAACGUUGAUAUUCCAGGUAACUCCAUAACGAAGAAUCGAGCUGUGAAGAAGAGGAUAUUUUCUCUGUGGAGCAGACUCCAAAGCUUCAACCACAAGGGUCACGAACUCCAGCAUAGGCGGCAUCUCCACGCCUUCUAUGGUCUCCCUGAAGGCGACGGAGGAGGAGGUGUUUUGACAGCGGAAACUAGAGCCACCUUCAUGAGACCACCUGGUUCACCAUUACGGUGGGGCUGAAAUGAAUGGCUCAUACUUUAUUAUUUUGAAUUCCGUUCCGAUUUCGUUGGUCAGUAGUAGGGUAUGGCUAUGCAAACGUAUAUUUUGCCAAAUAAUUUGAAUGUUAAAAUUAUGUUUACAGUGUCCAAUAUAUAAAAAAUAGUGCUCAUAUUCAGAGGCAAUCUUGAAUUUUUAGUCAGAUUGUUGAGUUAGGACUUAUUAAAUGGUUGUAAUGAAAAGAACACCAAAUUAACCUAAUUUAACCAACAUAAUUACCAUUCGUGCAUAAAAUAUUACAUUUCUAUGUAUACUUUGUAAUUUAGGUGUAUUUUCAGUAUUAUAUUUCUGUCUGAAUCAUAUAGAAUCUGCUUCUAAAAUUCAAUUUAUUCUUGAUAUAACAAUAUAACGAAAAAAAGUGGCAAGCGAACACGAAUCCUAUAAACAAGAAUUAACGAAAUAUAUGAUUGCAUCUGCUGGAAUUGGCAAAGGAUACCGUAAAGUAUUUUAGAUCGUACAAUAAUAAUGAUUAUAGUCGAAGCUGAAUAGUACAAUAAAUUGACCAACUGAUUUAUAAAUUGUCUGUAAUAAUUAGACAAUCGUUUACUUGUUAGAUAAUUUUAAUGAUGCGAGAUUUUCAUUGUCUAUUUUUACAGUAUUUUAACAUGAAUUAAUUAAUAGUAAAUAUUUGCUCUAACAUUGUAUGCAAUAUUAUAUUAGAUAAGAAAAGUAUCGACUGUUGCAAUACUACUAAAUGUGCAUAUAAUUAUUGACGCUUAAUGUCUUCUAAAAUACAUAAAGUAAUGGAAUUCUGUGAAGAUUAUUAUUCAUGAUACUUCCACGCAUAUUGUGUCUAUAACAUUACCUAGUGAAAUAUUUUACUAACCUUAAUAGCGAUAAUAAUAAAUUAACUAUAUCAAUAUUAUGUAAAUAAAUACCGUGUAUAUCAGCGUCCAUGUUUUUAUUUAAUAAUCAAUUCCUUUUGGUUUAAAAUAUAGUACAAUAAAUGAAAAUUUACCUUCAUCUGAUAAUAAAAUACAUAUGGGUCGUCUAUCUAAAUGAGAGUCCUAAACUAUAAAUAAAAUAUUUUAAUUACCUUCUUACAUCAACUUUGUUACUUUCUUAUUGAUUUGGAUGAAAUUGACAAAAGAAUUGGAUAUAUAUACAGUGUGGCACAUCGUUGCAUCAAAAGUCUAGAUUAUCUAGUAAGUCUAGAUUUGUCAUUGUGGACUUUGUACCGACUGCACUUCGUAUAGAACUUCCCUUCUAACAGAGAUCUGCUUAAGGUGGUGGUGUGUAGCGUGACGUUUGGCCUUUCGUACCACAGUUUUGAAAAUGCAACCUAAUGCCUUACUAUUGGAUGGCGAAUAGAAUAAAAAGUUUAUUCUAUUUGUAUUUAAUUUUAACUUUUAAAAUAACAAAUAAGUGUAUAUAUCACA